Messenger RNA from Dermacentor andersoni, 2067 nucleotides. Its product is annotated as isobutyryl-CoA dehydrogenase, mitochondrial-like. Gene Ontology annotation, molecular function: flavin adenine dinucleotide binding; acyl-CoA dehydrogenase activity. Gene Ontology annotation, cellular component: mitochondrion. The record is from RefSeq and is a predicted model, not a curated record. Lineage: Eukaryota; Metazoa; Arthropoda; Arachnida; Ixodida; Ixodidae. Gene Ontology annotation, biological process: lipid metabolic process.
CACAUUCUGCACUGUGUCCGUGUGAACUGUAGGGUGACGUUGGUUUUUCAUUCUAUGGCUUGGCAUUUUAUGCCGCCUGAAAGCAGACAGCGUGGUGGUACUUGUAGCCUGUGCAAACAUGAGCGCGUUUGGCAUGCUCGCAAGACACUGUCACCUGCGGCGGAUUCUUCGCUUGCCGAUGCCCAGUGCGCGUGCCCGUGGUGCGGCCACAUCACUAGAUGCCACCAUCGGACUGUCCGAAGAGCAGAUCCAGAUGCAGCGAACAGCUGCCGAGUUUGCUGAGAAGGAGAUGCUUCCAAAUAUGAUGGAAUGGGAUGAAAAGGAACACUUCCCUGUGGAUGCAAUGAGGAAAGCAGCUGGACUUGGCUUUGGGGCUAUUUACAUUUCAGAUGAAUAUGGAGGGUCAGGGCUCAGCCGCCUUGAUGCUUCGGUGAUAUUUGAAGCCCUUGCGAAAGGUUGUGUCAGUACGACUGCUUACAUCAGCAUCCACAACAUGGCACUGUGGAUGAUUGAUGCUUUUGGGAGUCAGGAUCAGAAGCUGAAGUGGCUUCCCGAGUUGUGCACAAUGGAGAAGUUUGCAUCAUAUUGCCUGACAGAGCCAGGCAGUGGCAGCGAUGCUGCCUCACUGGUCACCACAGCCAAGAGGGAUGGGGACGACUACAUCUUGAAUGGCACCAAGGCAUUCGUCAGUGGCUCGGGUGCAAGCCAUGUGUACGUGGUAAUGUGCCGAACCGGCGGUUCAGGCGCAAAAGGCAUUUCGACAGUUGUCGUCGAGAAAGGAACACCAGGCCUGAGCUUUGGCAAGAAAGAAAAGAAGCUUGGGUGGAACACACAGCCAACACGAGCAGUGAUCUUUGAGGACUGCCGAGUGCCUGUCUCCAACCGGCUUGGCGAGGAAGGCCAGGGCUUCUCCUUUGCCAUGCUGGGACUCAACGGCGGACGUGUCAAUAUCGCAUCCUGUUCCAUGGGAGCUGCAGCUGCUAGCAUUGACAUAGUAAAGGAACAUUUGAAGGUUCGCAAGCAGUUUGGAAAGCCCCUUGCCUCUUACCAGAACAACCAGUUCAACUUGGCAAAGAUGGCUACAGGGCUGCAGACAUCACGUCUGAUUGUGAGGCGAGCAGCGCAGUCCAUAGAUGACAACACUCCAGACAAGAUGACGUUGUGUGCUAUGGCCAAGCUUCAUGCCACGGAAGUUGGUUUUAAGAUCACCAACCAGGCCCUCCAGAUGAUGGGUGGUUAUGGCUUCAUCAAGGAGUACCCGAUCCAGCAGUAUCUGAGGGACCUAAGGGCGCACUUAAUUAUUGAAGGAACCAAUGAAGUAAUGAAGAUGGUGAUAUCUAGGGAUAUACUGCAAGGCUGAAUGCAGUCAACAAGUCACAUAUAACGAUGUAUUUACAAGAGAGACAACAAUGCACAAACAAGAUGGCUGUCGAGACCGACUCCACCUACACACGUCAAAGCGUCUUCUUCUUACUGGCACCACUAACAGUAUGCACAGACAUGUGACUCGAAUGUCAGCACUGCACUCACAUGGUAUCCAGAAACCAAGAUUCCUUUUCUGUCAACGUCACUAAAGCUAAACUGACACCUUUUUAUUUGCUGUACUGAAGGCACUGGGCAGUGGGCAUAGUGCUUGUGAAAGUGAAGACGAGAAUUGCUGGCUUUCCCGUUUCGCCAUAGUACCGACCUGUUUAAGCCUACCGCUACAACCUAGAACUAGUGCUGCUAGGCAAACACCCCCGUUGUAUUGCACAUAAUCUUUGCCUCGAUUAAAAACUUUAACUUAAGAAGCCUUGCCCAUUCAUUACGAUUGUGAGCCAGACCAGCACAGAUGUCAAAUUUGGGAGUGAAGGUGUAGUUUUUGUAGUGGGUGGCCAGAUGUCCGUUGGUUCUGUUCUUGACAUUACUGCAGUGUUCCCUGGGGUAGUCAUUGACACAACAACUUUUUUGCCUAAUAUGUAUGUUUUCACAAGAAAGCAUAAUUCGGUAGACGUACCCACUAUGUCCGUAUGUAUGCACAUAUAUUUCACAGUAGGUUUUUCAAGUAAACCAAUUGAAAAUAGGCUC